CAAAUCACUUCAGUCAUGUCUCAAUCACGAGUGUCGGUUAACCCUCCGACGAACCUCAACGCUUCGUCGAUGGGGAAGGAAAAGAAGCUGAAGAUUACAUAUCCUGUGGCCCAUAAGGAUGAGUCUUUGAAUGAAACCAUUCAUGGUAUCGGCGUAAGGGAUGUCUAUCGCUGGCUGGAGGAUCCUGAGGCACAAGAGACUCAUCGUUUCAUCGAUGCACAGAAUGCCAUCAGUCAGCCCUUUUUGGAGAAUUGCGACGAGUGGCAAAAGAUCAAUACGAAGCUGACGAAGCUCUGGAACUAUCCGAAAUAUGGCACACCCAUGCGCAAUGGCAGCUUUUAUUAUUACUACAAGAACACAGGGCUGCAGAAUCAACAUGUCAUGAUGCAGCAGGACACUCUGAAGGAGGAGGGUCGAGUGUUUAUUGAUCCCAAUGAACUGUCCCCCGAUGGCACCACCGCCAUAACGCAGGCCUCGUUCUCCGAUGAUGGAGCCUACAUGGCAUAUGGCCUUAGCGAAAGUGGCUCUGAUUGGGAGAAGAUACGCAUCCGCAAGGCCCAGGACUGCAAGGACUUUGCCGAGGUGCUCGACAAGGUCAAGUUUACAUCCAUUGCUUGGACUAAGGACAACAAGGGUUUCUUCUACGGUCGCUAUCCAUGGCAGGAUGGCAAGACCGAUGGUUCCGAGACUAAGCAGAAUGAGCAUCAAAAGUUGUACUAUCAUCGCCUGGGAGAGUCGCAGGAAACGGAUACAAUGGUGGUGGAGUUCCCCGAGCAACCGUCGUGGCGCACCAUCAGCGAGGUCUCCGACUGUGGCAAGUAUCUGAUUCUAUACAUCAGCUAUACAGUGCGCGAUAAUAUGAUAUACUACGCGAACAUCAAUGCGGGUGAGGAAAUCUGCGGCCCGAUGAAUGCCCAUCCGAUUGUCGAUAAAUUCGAGGCCGAUUAUGAAUUUAUCACCAACGAGGGAUCCCGGCUAUACUUUCGCACCAAUAAGAGUGCCCCCAAUUACCGUCUGGUCAUAAUUGAUGUGGAACAUCCUCAGGAAGAGCUUUGGAAAACGGUGAUUCCCGAGCACGAGAAGGAUGUCAUGGAGUGGGCUUUGUGUGCCCAUGAGAAUAGGCUUGUGGUUUGCUACAUACGCGAUGUUAAGAGUGUCCUGCACUCGUACGAAUUGGCAACGGGCAAAAUGUUGCAAGAAUUUGAUCUGGAUAUUGGCACUAUUUCAGGGGUUUCUGGUGAAAAGAAAUACUCGGAGAUUUUCUAUAGUUUUUCGUCCUUUCUCACCCCUGGCAUCAUCUAUCAAUAUGACUUUGCCAAGCCCGAGGAGAAGCCGAAAGUUCAUCGUGAAAUUAAACUGGAUUUGGAGGGAUUCUCGCGGGACUCGUAUGCCGUAGAGCAGGUGUUCUACAAAAGCAAGGACGACACGGACAUACCCAUGUUUAUCAUUCGCAAAAAACGCUACACCUUAGAGCCGCGUCCUUGUCUGCUCUAUGGAUAUGGGGGCUUCAAUCACAGCUUGAUGCCUUCCUUUGGCAUCACAGCCGUCACGUUUAUAGAUGCCUUCGAUGGGGUUGUGGCAUAUCCGAAUCUACGCGGCGGCGGAGAAUAUGGAAUCAAGUGGCACAAUGCCGGAAGACUACUGAAGAAACAAAAUGUCUUCGAUGAUUUUCAAGCCGCAGCCGAGUACUUGACCUGCAACAAGUACACCUCCAAGGAUCGUUUGGCCAUCCAGGGUGCUUCGAACGGGGGUCUACUCGUUGGGGCAUGCAUCAAUCAGCGUCCGGAUUUGUUUGCCGCUGCUGUUGCCCAAGUGGGCGUCAUGGAUAUGCUCCGUUUCCACAUAUUCACCAUCGGACAUGCCUGGUGCUCCGACUAUGGCAAUCCCGAUGAAAAGGAGCACUUUGAGAAUCUCCAUGGCUACUCGCCGUUGCACAAUGUGCACACCCCAAAGGAAACAUCGAAGGAGUAUCCGUCCACUUUGAUUCUAACUGCCGAUCACGAUGAUCGUGUCAGUCCUUUACAUUCGCUGAAGUUUGCCGCCGCCCUCCAGGAAGCUGUACGUCAAUCGGAGUUCCAGAAUAAUCCGAUACUUCUGCGGGUCUACACCAAGGCUGGGCAUGGCGCUGGCAAACCCACAACAAUGCGCAUCAAAGAGGCCACCGAUAUACUGUCCUUUUACUUGAAGAGUUUGACAAUGGAUACAGUCAAUCUUUGAGCAGAAUAUACACAGACACUUUUAGCAGGAAA
Drosophila subobscura is the source of this 2249-nucleotide messenger RNA. Its product is annotated as prolyl endopeptidase. The transcript has a single exon. Gene Ontology annotation, molecular function: oligopeptidase activity; serine-type endopeptidase activity. Bases 16 to 2217 code for a protein of 733 amino acids. Gene Ontology annotation, cellular component: cytosol. The record is from RefSeq and is a predicted model, not a curated record. Lineage: Eukaryota; Metazoa; Arthropoda; Insecta; Diptera; Drosophilidae. Gene Ontology annotation, biological process: proteolysis.